AUGGAAUAUUUAAUGCUUCUUGUCUUGCUGACAGCCGCUUCAUCUAUUGCCCUGAGCGGAGAUGAACUCAAGCAAGCCGUGGACUAUUUAAAGAACUAUGGCUACCUGCACACUCCACUGGAUAGCAUGAACCCAAAUUAUUCACCUGGGGAAAUAGUGGAAGCACUAAGAGCGUUUCAGAAGGUGACUGACCUUCCCAUAUCAGGAAAGCUAAAUGCAGCCACAGUGACAAUGAUGAACAAACCUCGCUGUGGUCUAGAGGACUCAUUUAAUAACAAAUCUCUUAAAUAUCGAGUGAUGGGUCACUGGCGAAAGAAGAUGCUAACCUACCGCAUCUAUAAUUACACGCCUGAUCUGGGGCAGGCAAAGACCCGUUUGGCCAUCCAGAAUGGUUUUAGGUACUGGAGUGAAGUUUCACCCUUAAGGUUCAGGGAGGUGAAUCGGGGAACUGCAGACAUCAAAAUCUCCUUUCACAGGAAAGACAAGUCAUGUCCAGUGCCCUUUGAUGGACGAGGACGUGUGUUGGCCCAUGCCGAUGCCCCUGAAUCAGGCAUUGUGCAUUUUGAUGAAGAUGAGUUGUGGACGGAGGGGAAGGACCACGGCUCCAACCUGAGGAUAGUAGCAGCCCAUGAGAUCGGUCACGCUCUCGGCCUGGGACACUCACAAUACUACAGCGCACUGAUGGGACCUGUAUAUAACGGAUACCGUGCCAACUUCAAGCUGCAUCCAGAUGACAUACGAGGCAUUCAGGCUUUAUAUGGAAAGCCCAAUCCAGUUCCCCCAUCCAGAAAUCCAAGCCCACCAGUGCCAGCAGGAACUGUUCCAAAUCCGUGCAAAGCCAAUAUGGAUGCAGUUAUGUUAGGACCGCUGCGUAAGGCAUAUGUCUUCAGUGGUCAGUAUGUGUGGACGGUGUCCAACACUGGCUAUAACACUCCCAUCCUGAUCUCUGUGCUGUGGAAAGAGCUGCCAGGGAAACUCAAUGCAGCUGUUCACUCUCAGCGGACUGGCAAGUCCUACUUCCUGAAAGGGGACAAAGUGUGGAGAUACACAGGCUUCAAACUGGACCGUGGCUUCCCCAAACUCCUGGCCAACAUUCCUGCAAAUGUUGACUCUGCCUUGUACUUACAUAAGAACCAAAAACUGAUCUUCAUUAAAGGCGCUGGAUACUGGCAGUGGGAUGAAAUCGGACCAACAGACUUAAGUUCUUACCCCAAGCCUAUCGGGCAGCUCUUCCACGGGAUACCCAGCAGCCCCGAUGCUGCUUUUACAUGGACGACUGGUCAUAUAUACGUGUUUAAAGGCACCCAGUUCUGGCGUGUGAACAAGCAGCACCAGGCAGUAGAGAAGGCCUAUCCUCUGAGCACCGCGAGACACUGGAUGCAAUGUGACGAUUAG
This is a messenger RNA of Myripristis murdjan (pinecone soldierfish), 1395 nucleotides long. Its product is annotated as matrix metalloproteinase-19-like. NCBI's taxonomy places the organism in Eukaryota, Metazoa, Chordata, Actinopteri, Holocentriformes, Holocentridae. Gene Ontology annotation, biological process: extracellular matrix organization; collagen catabolic process; proteolysis. Gene Ontology annotation, cellular component: extracellular matrix. The record is from RefSeq and is a predicted model, not a curated record. Gene Ontology annotation, molecular function: metalloendopeptidase activity; zinc ion binding. The transcript has 9 exons. The coding region runs from base 1 to 1395 and encodes 464 amino acids.